AUGUCGACACCUGCGACUCCAGUCGACGUCUCGCUGCCCAGUCGCAGUGCGACUGUCUACAGCACCGGAACGACUCUGACCAAUGCGACCACUGCCACGAGCGACGACGAGGGCCUCGUCGCCGAGGACACCAGCGAGACCACCCGUCUGCUGCUCGAGCGCCUGCAGGCAUGGAAGCACAUGUGCGGAUACCUGGAGGAGUACAUCGAGGCGACCGCCAAGAUCCAAAAAUCGCAGUCCAAGGACUAUGAGAAAGUCCUCAAGACCGUGAGCAACCCGCUCAAAGAAGGCCACCACUUUGACCAGGACUUGGGCGGUGUCGUGGGCAUGUUUGAGAACCUGCGCACCAACACACGGGGAAUCUCCAACAUGUACGUCGAAACCGAAAAGAACCUGCGCGGCCAAGUCCUGCCCAUCCUGGAGCGUCUCCACAAAGAGAUCAAGAACAAGUCCAAAGAGCUCAAGUCCGGCGCGCUCAAGGGCUCCAAGGCCGUCGACAAGGCCAGAGCUGUCACGCAAAAGCACAUUGAGCUGCUGGGCCAGUUUGCCGCCAUGCACGAGUCCGCCGCGGCCACCAGGAUCGAGGCUACCAAUGACCCGUAUGUCUUGCGCCGUGGUAUUAACCACCGCCUCAACAAGCAGAUCAUUGAAGAAAACAUCAACCGCAACGACACCAUCACCGUGCAAAACUCGUUCAGCCAGUUCGAGGCCCACGUCAUCGAGACCGUGCAAAACGCCAUGACCACCUUUUUCCAGUUCAUCGGCGGCCAGUUUGACCGCCAGCGCGCCAUGUACGGCGACAUCGUUGCCAGUGCCAUGAACCUGCCACCCGACUACGAAUGGGGCCGGUUCGUCAAGCGCAACGACGGCAUCCUCAUUGACCCGGACCAACCCCCGAGAACGUUGAGCAAUAUCAGCUUCCCCAACCAAGGCCACGCCGCCACCAAGCCCGUGAUCGAGGGAACCCUAGAGCGCAAGUCCCGGGCCCUCAUCAAGGGCUUUAGCACAAGUUAUUAUGUUGUGACCGCUGCCCGCUACCUGCACGAAUUCAAGGACGACGACGACUUCACCAAGGAUCCCACCCCGGAGCUGUCUCUGUACCUGCCCGACUGCAUCAUCGGCGCCAUCGACGGGGUCAAGUUCAGCGUCAAGGGCAAAAACGUGUCUGGCGGCAAAGUCGGCAAUGCCUUUUCGACCACCAGCGAGCUCCAGUUCAAGGCACACACGCCUAAUGAUGCGGAGAAGUGGUGGCGCGUGAUCAAGGACUCGACUGCAGCGCCAGCUGUGUCGCACAUUAUAACCACCACCACGUCGGCUGCGUCGACGCCCGCUGGGACUCCGACUGUUGCCUCGCCGGCAGUAAGCCGGAAUGUCAGCACCUCACACCCUCCGGUUGAUGAAAAGGCUGGGGCUGCUUCAACUUCUCCUUCUGAGAGCGAGUCUCUGGGAGGCGUCAAGCGCAGCGCGAGCCACUAUCACGGAUCUCCUGGGGGGACCGGAAUUGAGAAAUCUUGA
This is a messenger RNA of Talaromyces rugulosus, 1515 nucleotides long. RefSeq lists its product as uncharacterized. The record is from RefSeq and is a predicted model, not a curated record. Lineage: Eukaryota; Fungi; Ascomycota; Eurotiomycetes; Eurotiales; Trichocomaceae. The transcript has 4 exons. The coding region runs from base 1 to 1515 and encodes 504 amino acids.